CGAUUGUAGUAGGAUUAGAUGCGAUUGUGAGCACUGCCACUACGCAGAGCCAUUUGUGCAUGAGCGCCGAUCAGGAGGCUAAAUGAGGUCAGCCGCUCGCCAGUGCACCACCACCUUCUGCUGGAAGGUCUAAUCAAUUUCGCCUGCUUUGGAUAUUAUUUAACCUGCUUGCAUUGUGGCCACGUAGUUCCGGAGGCUCUGCGCAUCCUACAAGCACCCGAGAUGGAAUUUGGGGGAUUAGGGUCACACAUCCUCCAAUCCAUCCGGGUUUUUGCGGCAUGCAUGCCAGCGAAUAUACGUAUCAGUUGUUUCUUCGGCUUGUGAACGGCCCUGAAUAGCCGGACGUGGAACGCAUAUAUCCAUGCCGUACCACAUCGACUGCUACCUCGACUGUGCUUCUUCGUGUUUCUCCAUCUAUGCAAGAUCCGGCCACAGCUUGCCUCACACGGUGUCUCGGUCGAGUGCGUAUGCCAGUGGGCAUCUCGUCCCCCGGGAACACAAGACUCACCAGCUCAUCAGCUUCCAUCCGGUCUUGCUCGGCGGUGUGCACCGGGCUAGCGGUGCGUGGGCUGCCGCUGCAUACGGCGGCGUCAGCGCCAGUGUUGUCGUUCUCGUGCGAUAUCUCGGAGGCAACGAGCCGCCGCGGACGCUUCCCGCGAAGGCGGCGUAUUUGGAACUCGACAUCGCGCGCACAGCUCGGUACCACGGUGUCUCUGGCGUUGCGCAGCCUGCGUUCUUUCCCGUGUCUACAGUCAUGGCUCAGCGGAUCCUAUGCUACGUGAAAGCGACCUUGCCCCAACCCGCCUUCGAGCAGACCUUGCUGUCGUUCUUCCGCUCGCUCUGGGUGCUUCCGCAUGCCGAUAUCUCGAAACCCGACGUCGUUCGAGGCGUGUUGGACGAAUUGCACCUUUACUCGGAAGCACAAAUCGACGCGAUACUGGCGGCACCGGCCCAGAAAGAAUGAAGGACUGUCUCACGAACAAUACGCGUAGAGUCGUAGAGCUCGGGGCUUUCGGAGCGCCGUGGAUGUGCGUGCAGGACGGUGACCCUGAUAGUGAAACCCAGGAGAAAAAGAAUACUACUGCUAGAUGGGGUCAUAGAUUAUCAGGGUUGUCCAGGUGGCCAAGAAGAUAUCGUAUCCAAGUCAGAUUUCUGGUCUUUGCGAUGAUGGUA
This is a messenger RNA of Mycena citricolor, 1173 nucleotides long. The record is from the annotation of a GenBank genome assembly. Lineage: Eukaryota; Fungi; Basidiomycota; Agaricomycetes; Agaricales; Mycenaceae.